AUGAACCCCGCAUUGCAAGAAGUACAGGGCUUACGGAUUGCCGUGGAGGGCUGUGGUCAUGGCACACUCAAUGCGAUAUACGCUGCUGUGGACAAAGCCUGUGAAGCUCGUGCCUGGGAUGGAGUUGAUCUCCUCAUUAUUGGCGGGGAUUUCCAGGCAGUCCGAAAUGCUUCUGAUCUGACUGUAAUGUCAUGCCCCGUCAAAUACCGAGAGAUUGGAGACUUUCACGCAUACUACGCUGGAACCACGAAAGCUCCUUACCUGACCAUCUUUGUCGGAGGCAACCAUGAAGCUAGCAGUCAUCUCUGGGAGUUAUACUACGGUGGAUGGGUUGCACCUAAUAUCUACUACAUGGGAGCUGCCAAUGUUGUGCGAGUGGGAGGUGUCCGUAUUGCUGGCAUGUCCGGCAUCUGGAAAGGAUAUAACUUCAACAAACCACAUCACGAACGAUUGCCAUACAGCCAAGAUGACAUCAAGUCAAUAUAUCACAUUCGAGAAAUCGACACUAGGAAACUACUUCAGCUAAAGACACAAGUCGACAUUGGUAUCAGCCAUGACUGGCCCAGAGCUAUUGAACGUCACGGCAACGAGAAAGCUUUGUACAGGUGGAAACCGGAUUUCGAACAAGAGUCGAAGGACGGCACUCUGGGUAGCGUGGCAGCAGCACAUGUCAUGGAUCGUCUGAGACCUCCAUAUUGGUUUGCAGCCCAUAUGCAUUGCAAAUUCCCUGCUAUUAAGACUUAUGAUGGAGCGCCGGCACCGAAAGAUGGUUCUUUUGAAAGCACGCCAGCUACAGCAAAGCCGGAGACUACCAAUGGAGGCAGCUCGGGGGUAAUGAAUGGAACAGCACCCACACACAAUUCAGAUGAAAUUGAUCUGGAUCUGGAUGACGAUGCAGAGAAACCACCACCAACCAAAGGGGGUGUGGCUUCGACAAACACGGACGAGAUCAUGCUGGACGACGACGAUGAUGACGUUGUUAUAGAUACGGAAUCCUCAGCCGUCCCUACAGACGUUCGUGCUCAACUACCUGCAGCCUUUGCACGACCACCACCUCCAACGGCUCGGGCACAGCCUGGCCAGCCAAUACCGGCAACAAUACCUAACAAAGUUGUCAGAUUUCUUGCUCUGGAUAAAUGCUUACCUGGCCGCAAGUUUCUUCAGCUCCUUGAAGUACAACCUCAUUUGACACUGACGGCUCCAGAAGGCUCAACUACUAGACAGAAGGCUAAGUUCGAGUAUGAUCCCGAAUGGUUAGCUAUAACCAGAGUCUUUGCUCUUGAUAUAGUCCUUGGAGAUAAGAAUGCCAAGCCACCACAUGAUCCUGGUGAGGCUCAUUACCUUCCUCGAAUCGAGAAAGAAUUGGAAUGGGUCAAUGAGAACGUUGUGAAGGCUGGAAAAUUAGAGAUUCCGGAAAAUUUCGUGCUCACGGCUCCUCCCUUUGUCGUAGGCUCACCUGAAAUUGUCCAAGAAGGACCAGUUGAAUACGACAAUCCACAGAUGCAACAAUUUUGUGAUCUGAUAGGAAUCGAGAACAAGUUCACCGCGACUCAAGAGGAACGGGAUGAGCGGAUGAGGAAUGGACCCCCUCCUGCAGAAGAACGACGGAAUGGUGGGUUUGGCAGGGGAGGAAGAGGAGGUGGAGGUCGUGGCGGUGGCCGGGGAAGAGGUCGCGGCCGGGGCAGAGGUGGGAGAGGACGAGUUUGGUAAGAGGACCAGAGUCGUUUUUCGUAUGGAUUUGGAAGAUACCCACAGCAUCGUGGCCCACGAUGACAGCUUUGCAAGCAGCACUUACUAUGAA
Molecule: messenger RNA, 1801 nt
Organism: Mollisia scopiformis
Lineage: Eukaryota; Fungi; Ascomycota; Leotiomycetes; Helotiales; Mollisiaceae
Product: DBR1-domain-containing protein
Exons: 3
Coding region: 1-1710 (569 amino acids)
Biological process (GO): mRNA splicing, via spliceosome
Cellular component (GO): nucleus
Molecular function (GO): RNA lariat debranching enzyme activity
Source: RefSeq, a predicted model, not a curated record